This is a messenger RNA of Ruditapes philippinarum (Manila clam), 6957 nucleotides long. Its product is annotated as CAP-Gly domain-containing linker protein 1-like. Gene Ontology annotation, molecular function: microtubule plus-end binding. Gene Ontology annotation, biological process: cytoplasmic microtubule organization. Lineage: Eukaryota; Metazoa; Mollusca; Bivalvia; Venerida; Veneridae. The transcript has 29 exons. The record is from RefSeq and is a predicted model, not a curated record. The coding region runs from base 221 to 4957 and encodes 1578 amino acids. Gene Ontology annotation, cellular component: nucleus; cytoplasm; microtubule plus-end.
AACACCAGUAGUUCACGCAUGCGCAUGUAAAGUUGUAAGACUGUCACAAUUUGGAUUUUCAUGUGAGAAGAAUAAUAACAGUGACAAUACCUUUGUUUAUGAAAUAAAAGAAAGAAAAAUGUUCUCAAGAUGACAGUUUGUUGAUUUGUUGCCAUGGUAACAGGAUGUGAUAAAAGCUGACUGUGAUAUUUGUUUACUGUGAAACUUGCACCUUGAAGAGAUGAGUUUACCAAGACCUUCCGGGCUAAAGGCCCCUUCAGGGUCCAAAUUAGCAAAACCAAGUGGAGGUAUCCCACAGAAGUCAGGGUUAAUGCAACCUGGCUCAUUGUCCAGGGCACAAAGUGCUAUUGCCAAAAGUGCAAGAGCUGCAGGUUUGAACACCAGCGUGGCUGAGAAAUAUGCUGCUGAUGCCGCACAGACUCUGGCAGGUGAAGAAGAUUUAGGAGCGCCACCACCACCAGUGGAUGAUUUUAUAAUCGGGGAUCGUGUGUUUGUUAGUGGUUCUAAACCUGGAUUUAUUGCUUUUCUCGGAGAGACCCAAUUUGCUCCAGGGGAUUGGGCAGGAGUUGUGCUUGAUGAAACAAUCGGUAAAAACGAUGGGUCAGUGAAUGGAGUAAGAUAUUUUCAAUGUGAACCCAAACGUGGUGUGUUCUGUAGAAUUUCUAAAUUAAGUCGGACUCCUGGAAUAGCAGGAGCUGUUAAGUCAGCAGAGGAUGGAUCAACAUCAGAAGUAGCGAUGCCAGUAAAUGGUGAUAAUACACCUGUGAAUAAAAGACCUACUACCCCGAGUAUGUCACACCGCCCGACAACCCCAAGUCACGGGGAAAGCCGUCUGAUGCGGCCAACAACUCCAAGUUUACCGAGACCUGUAAAUAAAUCUCUUUCAAGCUCAAACACUAGUUUGAAUCGAGGUCAUGCCCCAGCUAAAGUGAAAUCUGAGAUGACCUCUGGUUCAGCGGGUAUAAAACAUAACUUGAAUAUUGGUGAUAGGGUAUUAGUAAGUGGGUCAAAACAAGGAACCUUACGUUACCUAGGUCCGGCAGACUUUGCAAAGGGAGAAUGGGCAGGUGUAGAAUUAGAUGAUCCAGUAGGGAAGAAUGAUGGAGCUGUUGCAGGGAAAAGGUAUUUUGACUGCCGUCCUCGAUAUGGGCUAUUUGCGCCAGUACACAAAGUCACAAAGACGUCUGUGACUUCAACACCAAACUCGAUGUCAAGGUCAGUGGGAAGCGCUGGUAUGAGGUUGAGUAGGGAGCGCAGUGGGAGCCAGGAAUCGGUGAGCUCGAUGAGUUCGGCAACAUCGAGUGCAUCAAGACCGAGGGUAAGGCUCGGAGUGUCAGGCCUCGGAAAUAACCAGCCGACACCUGGGGCACGUUCGGGCCAACGACCUAGCUCUCUCAAUAUCACUGCUACCACAUCUGCACUCCAGAAAGCUUUGAAAGAGAAAGAAGAGCAUAUAGAGCAGUUGCUAAGGGAACGUGACCUUGAGAGGUCGGAGGUUGCUAGGGCCGCAGCUCAGGUAGAAGAAGCUCAAGAUCAGCUGACACAGUUGCGAGCAGAGACGGACAGACUACAGGAAGGUAGUGAGGAGAGUAUACAACAACUGAAAGCUAAAAUUCAGAAGUUAGCGAGUGAAAAACAUGACCUUGCAGAAAAACUAGAUGAUGAAAAAAGGAAAGUAGAAGAUUUACAAUUCCAGAUAGAAGAGGAGGUGAUUAGUAAAGAUGACUUAGAGAGUAGAACAGAAGAGGAAGAAGCAAAGAUUCGAGAAUUGGAAAAAUCCUUGAAGAGGGAGAAAGACAAGAAUGAAAAAAUAGAAACUGAACUUAUAACAUACAAGGUAUGUUUAGAACAAAACAUGAAAACAGUUGAAGUCCCGGAGGAGACCAGACUGUACCUGGACCCGAUAGAAAGCCACCACAAGCUUACCCAGGCUGAGCUUAAAAUACAAACCUAUGAUUCAUCUAGACUAGAAGAAGGUGCUAAGACAAGCCAGGUCAGCUUGGAGUUGGAGGAGAAGACAAAUAAAGUGUCAGAACUUGAAGAUUUUCUCUCUAUGAAGACUAAAGAAGUAAAACAACUACAGGACAAACUCUCAGAGAUGAAAGAUGAAUUGGAAUCAAGAAGCAAUAAGCUUGAAAAGCUACAAAAUAAUUUUGGAGAAUUGACAGAGAAGUUGAAGUCUAAUGAAGUGUUUAGCAAUAAUCUUUCAUUAGAGGUGCAAAAUCUCAAGUCACAAAACUCUGACUUGGAGAGAAAGCUUAAAGACAAUCAGGAGAGAUGUCAACAACUAAAUGAUGAAAAAGCUCAUCUUGAGAGCCAGGUUGCUGACAUGAUGAAAAAUACUGGUGACAGUUCAAAUCAAUUGUCAAUGCUAAAUGAACAGCUUGGACAGAAGAAUAGAAAGCUCGAGGAACUACAAGCCGACUUGUCGACUUCUACUCAAAAAUGGCACAACCUAAACAAUAAAUUUGAAACAAGUAUGAGGGAAAAAGAGAGAGAAAUAGAAAAAUUGGCAGCUAAAAAUGAUGAAAUUAAAUCAACCUUGACUAGUAAUCUUGAAGAUGUGCAAAAAGAACUUGAUAAAACUAAGACAAAAAUCGUUAACAUGGAAAAAGACCAUGAAAGUGAAAAGGAAUCUAUAUUAAAAAGAAAAGAAAAUGAAAUUACUGAACUUAAACAACAAAUGGAAGUGUCAGCAGAAAAUCUCAGUAAACAGGAAAUACAGACCCAGGCUCAUAAACAGGUGCUUGACCAAAUCACCAUGGAGAAAGAGGCAGUACAGUUUGAGAAAGAGAAGGUGGAAAAACAGGUAAAGAGAUUAGAGGCCGAGCGGGAUACAUUAAACAGCGAGUUAAUUCAACUUAAAGUGGAAGCAACAAAAUCACAGUCUAGUGUAGACCAAGUGUCACAAGAGAGGGCUAAAGCUGAAGAAAAAAUACAAGACAUCACAGAGGAGAAGGAGAGAGUGGAGAAACUGCUUGCAGAGGUACAGAAGAGUAAGGAUGAUGUUAUAUCAGAGAAAGAGAAGAUCUCAACAGAGAAAGAUCAGUUUGAGAGAGAAACUAUAGAAGGCAGGGCAGCUCUACAACAGAAAGACAUGCUGGUUGAAGAGUUACAAAAGGAGGUAGAAAAACUGAAACAGGACUCUAGUCAACAACAGGAGACAAUCAACCAGUUGUCCCAGGCAACGGAAGAUUCAGGUGCAAUGCAGAAGAAAUUGGCAGAACAGAUGUCACUGGUAGAGACAUGGAAGAAGAAGGUAACAGACCUUGAGGCAGCAUCUAGUGAGGCAAAAAAGAAAUCAGAAGAACAAGGCAGUGAAAUAAAAUCUAUGAAGAUUGAACUAGAGGAAUCUCAGGAGACUGUAACCUUACUUGAAGAGAACGUAAAAGACUUGGAGAAAGAGAAAGAUAUUCUAACAUCACAGCUACAAGGUUCUUUAGAAGCAAGGAAAGAGCAAGAUAAGGUGCUGGAGUUGAACAAGAAAUUAAAUGAGGAAAUUGAAACUAUACAUGAAAGACACAGGACUGAGGUUCAAAUGUUGAAGGCAACAAAGGACAGUCUUCAAGAAGAGGUGGACAACACUACAUCAUUGUUUGACCAACAAGAGGAGGAACUUAAAGCUAAAAUAUUACAGAUCUCAAAUUUAGAAAAUGAGAACAGUACUCUGAUGGGAUACAAAUCAACCAAUGAAAAGUUAGAACAGGAAACAACAGAAUUACGAGGAAAAAUCAACCUGUUACAGAGCAAGUUAACAGAAGCCCAGUCCAAUACAAACAAUAUGAAUAAUAUUGACACAACCACUGGAAAUAAUAUAGAUUCUACCACUGGAAACACUGGGGGAAAUAGUGCUCUUAUAGAACAGUUGAAGGAAGAAAAUAUCACUGCACAAGGACAGGUUGAAUUUUUGAACUCAGUUAUAGUAGAUCUCCAGCAUAAGUGUGAUGAGUUAAAGACAAGACUUGAAGCUAUGGAGCUUGGUGUAACCAAUGGUGCUGAUGACUCACUAGAAACUGCAACACCUACAAAACGUGCAGCACCACGUGUGUUUUGUGAUAUCUGUGAUGUGUUUGACCGUCACGAGACGGAGGAUUGUCCUCUACAGGAGAUGUCUGACAGCCCGCCACCCUCACAAUACCACGGUGAGAGACAUCAGGUCCGCCCAUACUGUGAUAUAUGUGAAGAGUUCCACCCGCCAUGCCCUGGUCUUUCUGUACAGAAAGUCGCUGCCUCUGGUGCCGAGCCCAUUGAUCCUAAAGCCAAAGUUGAAGACUGGGUGAAAACUGUAGACACAGUCACUUCAGAAUUGGUCAGUGAGUCAGAAAAGGUAUUCGGCAAUGACGGCGAGUUUUUCCACGUACAUCAAGACAUACAAGAUGUUCCUGGAUUUAGAGACAGCGGAUAUUAUGAUGGUAUAGUAGACUCAAACUUGAAAUCUCCAUUUGAUGUCAAGCCUGGUAUGUUUUCCUCUAUCACUGAAUUGUCUGACAAAGACAAAGCAAAGCUUUGGGAUAAAUUAAAGAAAGAAGCAACCAAAUGUGAACAGUACAUCAAUGAGGAGUAUAAGGCUGCUAAUAAAGACUUGCUAAUUACAAAUGAAACUAAAACUAAAGGUUUAACAAUGAAGACGGAUGUUGUCGAUGAUGGCAAAGAGAGACCAAAUUCACUGGAAACUGGACACGGACUUACUGAUACUUCCACCAACAAGGCGUCCAUUGUUAAGACACCUGUUGGUUUGACGUCACCCGUUAGUUUGACGUCGGUGUCAGACAGCGAAUAUCAAUCCGGAAAGGAAAGUCUCGAUUCUGAUUCCCCUGUCGAUUCAGGUACACCUGAUAUGGAAACCUCGGUCGAUACUGGUGAAGUCUUUAAACCGGAAAACGACGACAAAAAUGCUCCAGAAAAAGAAGAUAAAUCUGAAUCGGAUCAAGCUGCGGAAAAUUGCACUAUCUCUUGAAAUAUAUGUUACUAGUCAAGGUUAUUUAUUAUCAAUCUGGUUGUACAUACUUAUUAAUGAUGUAUAUUUACUUAUUUUGUCUAAUUCUAUGUUCACAAUAGACCGAUAUCAUUUUAAAUGUUGGUUAACAUGUGUUUUGGGUAUGCUUAUUCUGAUAUUUAAAAAGAUGCAAAGAAAAUAUGCAGAAAACAAAUAAGUAGCAGUGUAUUUUCUUCUAUAAAUAUUUAAUUAUUUAUAUAGAACAAAUUCUAGUUAGUAACCAAUACAUAGAAUAUUUCAUGGUGUGGGUGGGAGGGGGCAGUCUUUUGUUUUGUAAAAUGAGUGGCCAUAAACACAAUGAAAUUUUUACAAAGUUAUAGAAGAAUGUACGCUACUUGAAACGUCUUCUGCCCCACGCAGAGCACAUAUAGUGACGUGGUAUAGACACUUUAGUGAUUAAGGGAUAGUAAGCAGUUCGUUUAAGAUAACUCAUUUUAGAUUUAAUUUAAUACACCUAUUUAGAGGCAUACGGUCAUAAAGAAUGGAGUAUAGAUACUAUGUUUCAUCAUUAUUGCAACGCGAAUGGUUAACCAAUAUUUGAAAUUAUAUCGGUCGUUUUUGUUAUUCUGUGUGACUACAGUGGGUAUAUCUUGUCAUAUAAAUAUUAAAUUUGUAUGAAACCUGGUAUUUGACAAUUAAAUAUAUUAUCUUGCGUUGUGAUAUUUUAAACUAUUACGAUCAACACGUAUAAUUGUCUAUGAUUAUACAUUGUACUGUCAUUGGCCAUUGUCCGCUCGAACUUGGAAACAUGAAGCAUGGAUGAAUACCCUGUUACGAUUGUGUUCAAGUUGCCAGUGCUUGCUUAAAUUUUUUUGUCUCAUUUUGUUAUUUUAACCAUUAUUUAGAUUCGGCUUGAUUAAUGUAGCCUAUUUUUGUUAUGUAGAUUAUUUAAAUUUCAAACGCUUCUUUUGUUUUAAGAGAUGAUUAAAAAUCUUUUGAUUCAAAUUUUUUCACUUAUACUUACAUGUGCGCCAUAAUUACACAACACCAUUUUAUUGCUUCAUUGAACUUUAUUAUUAUUUUUUUUACUUCAUUGAAAUAAAAGAGAAAGGGAAAGCCCAAACAUUAAAAACAAAUUAUUUUCUUUUUCAGUUUCCAUAUUGAAUGAUGUUUUAAUAAUUUUGAUUUAGGGCUAUUCGACGAAUAUUUGGGUACAACUCUAGCGUGAAUUUACUUAUUUUCACAACAAAUGUAGUUAUUCACUUGGAAGCUAUAAAUCAUAGUUGUAGGUCACUAUAUGGUCACUAUAUAUAAAAGACUCACAACUCAGAUCUAUCGUGGAUCUUGAUUGAAUUAUGGCCAUUUGUAAACUUAAAAAAAUCCUGAUAAAAUUCCUGCAAACAUGGUAUGUCUCCACACUUACUUGUCUUUGAAUCGUGACUAUUCAAGACUCAUAAUUGUAGCUUGGAUUUGCUUUAAAAAACUUCAGAAACCGUACUUGAAACCUUACAGAUGUCAUUGGGAACAUAAUUGUAUGUUUUACUGUCUAUUAAAAGCAUGUAUUUUAAUUGAAUUAUCUCCGCUGGAAUUCUUUAUUACUGUCAAGAUUUAAGAAUAGCCAAGCGCUACCAAGUCCUUGUUUGGAAAUAUUAUUUGCUAUAUGAAGAUUCACAAAGAUUCAUAAUUUAACUUUAUAUACAAGUCUUGCGCGAAUAUGCAAAUUACAUCAGUCCAGUUAGACAGGACUAGUCUUAAUGAAGACAAUUUCUCGUUGUUUUGCCAGGGUUAUUUAAUUAAAGUAUUUUAUAAUUGGUUAUGGAAGAGAGUUCAAUUAUAGAUAACUAAUUGCAUGUACAAGGAGUUAUAUUUUUUUCAAUUAUAUAAAUAAUUUUGGUCAGUCGGUGGAUAUGUGAAUUGUUUAAUGACCAUGCACUGUAUAUAGCUUCACGCAUGAUUCAUUAUGUGUAUUUCAAUAAAUUAUGACUUAAAUACAUAAUAAUAAAAAUAUUUAUAAAACAUUU